This is a messenger RNA of Siniperca chuatsi (mandarin fish), 1855 nucleotides long. Its product is annotated as transmembrane protein 198-like. The record is from RefSeq and is a predicted model, not a curated record. Bases 357 to 1364 code for a protein of 335 amino acids. The transcript has 5 exons. Gene Ontology annotation, cellular component: plasma membrane. Lineage: Eukaryota; Metazoa; Chordata; Actinopteri; Centrarchiformes; Sinipercidae.
GCGUCAGCUGUUCACAUGAGCACAGGUCGGACGCUGAGUCUCACCCACAGCUCACAGAGGGAACUACACAGUCACACAAACUCCUGACAGCUCGCUCCCUGCUGGGUUUACUGGAAUUUGACUACCACUACCACUGAACUACCACUGAAGAUAUUUUGUUUCUGUUAAAGCUCACAUUUCUUCUGUGAAGAUAUGCCUCAUUUCAGGUGCACAACAGGAAAUAGUUUAGUACAAGUUCUUCGUUCAGGAGUUUCCUCUUUCCCUGGAUGCCACAUGCAGGACGUUCCAGUUUCCCCCCUUCAAUGAACAAAACGAAUUUGCAACCAGACCAGCAAUAGAAGUAAUAAUCCUCCAAGAUGGCAGUCACUUCACUCUAUGCUACAGAGGAGCCAGGAGCUGGCUUAGCUGAGGCGGACAUAUGUACACUUGAGAUUAAUAUCAAGUAUGAAGUCAUCCCAUCAAUUGUCUGCUCUGUUUGCCUUUCAUUCGGUCUCAUCUACUGCUUUUUCGGAUACCGUUGCUUCAAGAUGGUCAUGUUCUUCUCUGGCCUCAUGUUUAGCUCAGCAGCUGUACUCCUCGUGUACCACAAGGAGCCUGUGUUGGAGGCCCAGCUGGGGACAGAGACAAAGGCAGGGAUCAGCCUGGGCAUGGGUGUGCUCUGCGGGCUGUUGACCAUGCUGGUGUCCACUAUGGGACUCCUCCUCAGCGGCCUGCAGCUGGGGAGCCUGCUCUCCCUCGCCAUCCUGGUGGUUGUCGGACAGUUUCACAGCCUUACUCCAGUGUGGGUGCCUCUCAGUGUUGUUCUGGCUGCCAGCAUUGUCACUGCUGUCUUCACACUUCAGUGGCAGAAACUGUUCACCGUCAUCUACACAUCUGUGUUUGGAGCAACCACUGUGAUGCUGUGUGUGGAUUACCUGGUGGGGACGUUUAUGCUGCCAAAUCAGGUGUAUGAUAUGCUUUGUCAAGUUGCCCCACGUCCACUCUGCUGGUUUAACUGGGCGAUCACUGGGAUAUGGCCAGUUAUGAGUCUGAUAGGUGUGUUGGUGCAAUGGAGGUUUAGUGCCAAAGGAGUAUCACACACAGAAGCUGCACACAAAAAACAGAAGAAACAUGUCAAGAAGCACGGACAUAGAGAGUCCAGGAGAAGACCUCCACCACACCGUCGGCGCAGGCCUCCACCACUGAAACGCUACGCUGGGGAUGUCCUGGCGCCGAGUUAUCUCCAGAGCCUCAAGGAGCGCCAGAUGGGAACAGGCUCCUCCACCAGCACCGUCAGCACUAUCACACAUGCUCUAAUUGACUUUGACUUUGAGACAGGCUCCAUGGUGCCUCUGACUGCUGCCUCCCCCGUCUUUGCAGUCUGAAGGAACACACAUCAAAUAUCUGUUAUGCUGAUAAUUAAACAUUCCUUUGAAAUGUUCACUUCCACGGAAACAAUUCAACCAUCUCGACUCCACUGUAUCCACUUUAACCGGCUUCGUCAGAUAAUCAUCAACAUGCACACAGUGUGAUUUGAGAUGCUUAGAGAUCAUCCCGUUGAUGAUGACAACACAAAACAACACAACAUACACACUCAUCAGACUCGUGAUCAUCACAUCCUUCUAACAGUUUAUCUCACAGACACUUUGUGUUUCACAUUCGAGCUGUUUUGUUUCACACCAUGGCAUAACAAUCUUUUAUUCUCCAAAUACUAUGUACCAUGUGUCUAGAUUAGUUUGGCUUGUAAUUCCUUUGAAAUUCAAGGAUUACAGUUAUAAACAAUUAAUUCACACCAACAUAUGCAAUUAAAUUAAGGAUAUACUGCACAUCAGAAAAAUGUGGAAUGUUGGACAAUAAACGAUUGAUUUAACAGGAA